AUGGGCCGUGGGCCCCGAGGCGGCGCGGGCCGCCCGCCUCGCCGCCUGCUGCCGCUGCUGCUACUGCUGGGCCUGGCCGGUGGUGCCGCCGGAGCGCCGGGCGCCGACGUUUAUGAUUCAGACUUAGAUAUUUGUGCUACCUGCCAUGAACAUGCUACAUGCCAGCAAAGAGAUGGGAAGAAGAUCUGUAUUUGCAACUAUGGAUUUGUGGGCAACGGGAGGAUGCAGUGUGUAGACAAAGAUGAGUGUCAGUUUGGAGCCACUGUGGUCUGCGGGAACCACACAUCUUGCCACAACACCCCCGGCGCUUUCUACUGCGUUUGCCUGGGAGGCUAUCGAGCCACAAACAACAAUAAGACAUUCAUUCCCAAUGACGGCACCUUCUGCACAGACAUCGACGAGUGUGAAGUUUCUGGCCUGUGCAGGUACGGAGGACGCUGCGUGAACACUCAGGGGAGCUUUGAAUGCCACUGUAUGGAUGGGUAUUUGCCCAAGAAUGGGCCCUCGCCUUACCACCCAGCCAGAGACGCCACGCUGUGCACAGAACUAGACUGUGGCACCCCUCCCGAAGUCCCAUAUGGCUACAUUGUAGGAAAUUUCACCUCUCGGCUGGGCAGCCAGGUUCAUUAUGCUUGCAAAGAUGGCUUUUUCAGUGCCACCAAAGACACAGUUUCAAGAUGCACAGCCUUGGGUACAUGGGAGACCCCCAAAUUAUACUGCCAAGAGAUCGACUGUGGCAGCCCUCCUCACGUGCCGGCCGCCAUCUUGGUCGGCAACCCCAGCUCCAGCCCGGGCGCCGUGGCUCACUAUGAGUGCCAGGAGGGCUUUGAGAGCCCUGGAGGAAAGAUCACCUCUGUUUGCACAUCGAAAGGCGUCUGGAGAGAGAGCACUUUAACCUGCACAGAAAUGAUGACAGAGAUAAGGAAUGUAUCCGUGUUUAAUAACACUUGUGUGAGGUGGCAAACAAAGUCAGGAAGAAUGAACUUGGAGAUCAUGUAUGUGAUACAUGUAAAAGGACAACGGUUGGACCCUAUGGAAGUAGUUCACGAGGAGACAGUCAACUUGACCACCGUCAGCAGGACCUCAGAAGUGUGCCUCGACCUGCACCCGGGCACCAACUACACCGUGAACAUUUCUGCAGCUCCUCCCAGGCGCUCUGCAUCUGCCGCCAUUGUUUUCCAGACAGCUGAAGAUGACCUCUUAGAAGAUGAUGGACUUUUUAAUAUUUCAAUAUUUAACGAAACUUGUUUGAAACUAAACAGGCAUGCUGUCAAAGUCGGAUCAGAACGAAUGUACCAAUUUAGAGUUCUGGGCCGAAGGUGGUAUCUGGACGGCUUUUAUCACGUGCUAGCGUUCAACAUCACGACGCGGGAUCGAGCUCCCGUGGCAUGUUUGGACCUGUACCCGACGACUAAUUAUACAGUGACUGUCACCCUCCUGGGAUCUCCUGAACAGCACUCGGCGCAAGUCACGAUUAGGACGGCACCAGCAGUGAAACAAACCAUCAGUAAUAUUUCCGUGUUUAAUGACACCUGCUUGAGAUGGAGAAGUCAGAAGACAGCUGGUACAGAAGAGAUGUACUUAUUCCACAUUCGGGGCCAGAGAUGGUAUCAGAAGGAAUUCUCCCAGGAAAUGGUCUUCAACACCACGAGCAGCAGCCAGGCGCCCACCAUGUGCUUGGACCUGCGUCCGGGUACCAACUACAGUGUCCGCCUCCAGGCUUUGUCUGCUGAACUUCCUGUGUUCGUCUCCCUGACAACCCAGAUAACAGAGCCUCCUCUUCCGGAAGUAGAAUUUUUUACAGUACAUGGAGGGCCUCCACCACGCCUCGUGUUGAAGAGAGUCAAAGAGAUAAAUGGCCCUAUCAGUUCAUAUCAGGUGUUGGUGCUCCCCCUGGCCCUCCAAAGCACAUUUUCCUGUGAUUCGGAGGGGGCUGCCUCAUUCUUUAGCAAUGGCUCUGAUGCUCAUGGGUAUGUGGCUGCAGAAGUACCGGCCCAAGAUGUUCCAGAUGAUGCCGUUGUAGAGAUAUCUAUUGGAGACAGGCUGUACUAUGGGAAAUACUACAAUGCACCUUUGAAAACAGGGGAUGAUUACUGCAUUAUAUUACGAAUCACAAGUGAAUGGAAUAAGGUGAGAAGAUGCUCCUGUGCAGUGUGGGCUCAGGUGAAAGAUGGCAGAUGGAGGUGCUACUGCCGGGGCAGGUGUUCUGACAAGUGGCCCGCACAGAGGCCCCAUGGGACUUCCAGCCGUGGAACGUGUGCACCCGCAACUUUCCCCACUCCCCGCUUGGCCUCAUUCCUGGAUUCCAGAUGGUGACUGUCUCUGUAGAGUCCCAACCCCAGAGGGCUUCACCACGACAGGACCAGUUCUGUGUCUUUGAGCCUGAAACUCCUGGUGUCCAGUGUAAUCAGGCUACAGGCCGCCUGGGUCUGGGCUGGGAUCCUCUGAGCGAUGCCCGAGGGUCAGCUCCUGUGGACAAGAUCUCUGCCUUGGCCUCUAGAGCAGCUCUGUUCAUUGACUCAGAAUCCACUUAUGUCCAGCCUGCAGUGAGAUUGAAUUUGACUGUAUGAAGGAAGCCUUGAAAAGGGUAGAGAACAUCGACAAGGGCAAACAUUUCAAGCAACUCUUUCCCCGUAUUUAACCGGUGUACUAAUUAGAAGUUCUACAAGCCUGGUCGUGCCACUAAGUCCCUUGUAAUUGUAUCAGGCAGCAUGGCUUUGGUACAUUUCCGCUUGUUCUGUAUAUUCAAAACUAAUGUCUGCAUUCCAAUAAGAAUGUUUUUGUUGUUG
Molecule: messenger RNA, 2789 nt
Organism: Lepus europaeus (European hare)
Lineage: Eukaryota; Metazoa; Chordata; Mammalia; Lagomorpha; Leporidae
Gene: SUSD1
Product: sushi domain containing 1
Exons: 16
Coding region: 1-2316 (771 amino acids)
Molecular function (GO): calcium ion binding
Source: RefSeq, a predicted model, not a curated record